AACGUGUAGAAGAUCAGCGACAGGGCCACCUACGAGACCAUCGUGCUCAAGAAGAUCCGCCUCCAGUAGGAGGACGAUGGCGUCCCCUCCACCGCCAUCCGCGAGAUCUCCCUCCUCAAGGAGAUGCAGCACAACAACAUCGUCAAGCUGCACGAUGUUGUCCACAGUGAGAAGCGCAUAUGGCUCGUCUUCAAGUACCUAGAUCUGGACCUGAAGAAGUUCAUGGACUCAUGUCCAGAGUUUGCCAAGAGUCCCGCAUUGAUCAAGACUCGAAGGAGGCCGUAUGCAAGGCACCAAGGUGCAUGGUGCUCGCAAGCGACGAACGUAGGCUGUUCGACAUCAGCUACACAAACCACCAUUGAGCUCCAGGUCUAUGAAAUUUGAAGUUUGAAGCCGUAUAGCCCUACUCAGCAAAGAGUUGUCUCUUAUGUUUGAUUGUAAUAGACUGUAAAUAUUGUAACAGUAGGCAUAUUGGGGUUGUAAUAGACUAUCUACAGAUUAUAGUAGACUUAGUGUUACUUGAUGAACUACAUUUGUACUGUUCCGUCUAAAAUAUUGAUUAUGUAUGAUCAAUCUGACGAGUGAGAACAA
Messenger RNA from Triticum urartu, 591 nucleotides. The record is from RefSeq and is a predicted model, not a curated record. NCBI's taxonomy places the organism in Eukaryota, Viridiplantae, Streptophyta, Magnoliopsida, Poales, Poaceae.